Molecule: messenger RNA, 1177 nt
Organism: Pocillopora meandrina
Lineage: Eukaryota; Metazoa; Cnidaria; Anthozoa; Scleractinia; Pocilloporidae
Source: the annotation of a GenBank genome assembly
AUGUGGCUUUACCUCAAAGAUAAAUUCAUUAUUUCAAAUGAGGCCUGGCAUGAAAUUGCCAUUAAGGCUAAUGAUCUCCCCAAUAUAUAUUCCAUCAAGAAGCGAAUUAAUGAGCUAAACAGUGAAUGGAACUUGAACCCAACACCAGGAGAUGCUGAAGGUGUUCAGUUAGGAUUUGCAGAAAGAUUGCAAAAGCACAUUGUUAGGCUUCAGAAGAAUGGAGAAAUCAAUGAUGGAGAAACUAUUAAGAUCAAGCUUAGUGGUGAUGGUACAAAUAUUGGAAAGGGGCUUACAGUUGUCAACUUCACUUUUACUAUUCUCCAUGAAAAGGAUGUGGCAAUGCGUGAGAAGGGAAAUUAUAUACUUGCUGUUAUAAAAUCUAAAGAGACAUAUGAUAAUCUGAGAGACAGCCUAGCAGACCUUCGAAUGGAAAUGUCAAACUUAAAGGAGAUAAGUGCAAAUAAUUGCACCUAUAAAAUUGAAUACUUUUUACGUGGAUAUUUGAAAUUUUUAGCACUGGUAUGUGGUUUAGGCAGGGCAAAUGAGGAUUAUGCUUGUGUGUGGUGCAAGUGUCCCAGGGAGCAAUGGUGGGACACAAGCAAAACAUUGUCAAUUAAUGACCCCAAAUUUGGUGCUAGAACUGUCACCGAAAUAGCAAGGUUUUCCACUGGAAGGAAAUUAAACUGUAAGGCACAACCAUUAUUUGAUUUUAUACCUAUGGACCUUGUCAUCAUAGAUACAUUACAUUUUUUUCUGAGGAUUUCAGAUGUUUUGAUUAACUUGUUUACAAGAAAAAAAACCUCUGAUAGAUUCCCAAGAGAUAAAUAUAAACACAUGGCAUGUUAUGAAGAAUUUAUCAAAAGUAUGGGAAUCACUUUUAAUUUUAGAAUCAACAAAGAGAGCAAAAAGCUGGAAUAUAGAGAUCUUACUGAACCAGAAAAGUUGAAACUCUUUCAGAAUAUAAAAAUUCUGACCUAUGCUUGUCCCUCUUUGCAGUCAAAACAAAGACAUACAAGUGAUCUGGGCUAAAUUUAUGGACAUAAUUGGUGAUUUGAGGCUAGAUUUUACAUCUGAAGAGGGUAUUCUUGAACUGCAAGGAAAUAGCAAAUCAUGGUUUGAGCACUUUCUCAAAGUUUACCAAGCAAAAGAUGUCACUCCCUACAUGCAUGCACUAUGA